AUGGUGUUUACCUUCAAGAGUUCAACGCCUGGCUACGAACUUUAUAUGGGCCGAGACAAGUUCGAAAACGAAGAUUUAAUUACUUACGCUUUUCCAGAAGAUGUUUGGUUUCAUGUCAGUGAGCUCUCGAGCGCCCACGUCUACGUCCGCAUGCCGUUUGGCCAAACAAACUUCGAAGAACUGCCGGCGCAGGUGGUGGCGGAGGCGUGUCAGUUGACGAAGCAGAACUCGAUCGAGGGCUGCAAGCAGUCGGAAGUGAAGAUCGUGUACACCCCCGCGGCGAACUUGAAGAAAACUGCAAACAUGGAAACUGGACAAGUGGGAUUUAAGCAGCAAAGUUUGGUGAAGGAAGUGCAGGGAGUGAAGAAGGAGAAGGAGCUGCUGAAGGCGCUGGAGAAGACCCGCGCGGCGCCCGCCGUGGACUUGGCCGCGCAGCGACUCGCACGCGACCGCCGCGAGCGCAGCGAGCGCAAGGCCCGGCUGCAGCAGCAGCAGCAGCAGCAGCAGCAGCAGAUAAAAGAAAGACAGGCCCGCAGGGAACUCCAGACUUUCCAGGCCCUGCAGCAGCUCAAGCCCCCCGAACAGUACAGGGGAGACGGAUCCAUUGGCAGCUGCAGAGAGAUCGAAGAAGACUUCCUGUAG
This is a messenger RNA of Eimeria necatrix, 642 nucleotides long. Its product is annotated as Cytoplasmic protein, related. The record is from RefSeq and is a predicted model, not a curated record. NCBI's taxonomy places the organism in Eukaryota, Apicomplexa, Conoidasida, Eucoccidiorida, Eimeriidae. The transcript has 3 exons. Bases 1 to 642 code for a protein of 213 amino acids.